UUGUCCCCUCCCCUCGCCCUUCUCUUUUCCUUCUCUCUUUCUUCAGAGAACAGAGUGUGUGUGAGAGAGAGGGAGAGGGAGAGGGACGGAUGGAGACGACGGUCUGCCGGUUGAUGUGUAUAAAAGGGAAAGCCUGUGGCCUUUGGAGCCAUACAAUGAUCAGAAACCGAUAGCGGGAAGAGAAGAGGAACAGGGCCGAGUGAGUGGAAGUUGGAGCUCAGUGGCACUUCAGUUCUUGAGUCACUUCUCUGACAUCUAGUAAUUGAUAGGUCCGGCGAAGAAGAAGAAACAGAGCAAGAAAGGGAUCGCCACAAUGCCGAUGGAGCAGGCCUUCAUGCACUGCGACAAAGACACCCUCAAGAUGGCCAUGCUCAAGCACGAGGAGACCUUCAGGCAGCAGGUUCACGAUCUCCAUCGCCUGUACAGAAUUCAGAAGCUUCUGAUGAGGGACCUCAAGAGGGAGAUCAAGAGCCAGCAGAGCGGCCUGUCCGCCUCCCCCAACGGCUCCCCGGGCGCCGAGUACGACCGCCGCAGGGCGAGCGCGCUCGACGCGUGCUCCUACGAGCAGCAGUGGCAGUACGGCACCACCCGCCGCGGCAGCCACGGGGACGGGGCGGCGACUCCUCGCGCGGCGCAGGCGCAGCUGAGCCCGGAGGCGACCGACGACGAGGAGGCGGAGCUGGAGCUCACGCUCGCCCUGGGCAGCGGCGGCAAGAAGCGGUACAGCGACGGGCACUGCUCCCCCGGGGAGAGCUUCUCGUCGUCGACGACGGAGUCUGACACGCUCACGGGCGGCCAGGACUGGCAGCAGGCGCAGGCGCAGCAGCAGCUGGUCGGCACUGGCGCAGGCGCGGGCUCGCCGUACCACAAGCGGAGGCCGGCAGGGUUCGGCGCGGAGCAGGCGGAGGACGGCGGGGUGCAGCAGCAGCCUUCUCCGCUGCUGUUCCACUGGCUCAGCCUACGGAUGGCGUGAAGCUAGCCAUGGAAGGAGAACGACCGGCGCAUGCAUGUACCGUCGCCGUCUGCCUCGUAGCCACUGGCAGGCAAUUUGACUCCCUGUUUGUUGAGGCGUAGUAGAAGUACUAGUAUGUUUCUGUGCUUCCAUCUUAGUCAUGGAUCAACCUAAUCCAAAAAAUAAUUAACUUGUCGUUGAGGGUGAUGUAGGGGCCACUUUCCACAGGUGGAGAGGGGUGAAAUGUAGGGGCUUUUCAGAUGAAGCUAAGCAUGAUUGGCUCUCAGUGCAAGUAGCUUAAUUUUGGUUU
Triticum dicoccoides is the source of this 1262-nucleotide messenger RNA. RefSeq lists its product as uncharacterized. NCBI's taxonomy places the organism in Eukaryota, Viridiplantae, Streptophyta, Magnoliopsida, Poales, Poaceae. The transcript is spliced from 3 exons. The record is from RefSeq and is a predicted model, not a curated record. Bases 314 to 973 code for a protein of 219 amino acids.